AUGAUUGAAUGUAAAGCCCGCGAUCUAGAGGCUAAAUUCGCAACUUUAUCCGACGACGAUGAUCAUGAGAUCUUUUUCCCGAGCAUUAUUAUUAAUCCCCCUGGUACUAUCCACCAGACAAACGCGGAACUAAAGGCAAAUUUCCCCGGUCUGAAAGUUCUCUUGUAUUACGGCGCUAAAGGUCAAUCCCGCAAGUUUGACUCGGUCAAGAUUGUGGACAAGGCGGACUUCCUCAAAGUGCUCCGCAAGUUGUCACCUACAGACCCACAGUCCGCGCGAACUGUGAUCAUGACCACGUAUAACACGUUCCAUUGUCGCGAAGUUAUACGGACUGAGAAGCGAUUCAUCUUUCUCGAUCGGAAGGAAAAGGGACCGCCUAAAAAACGGGCCAAGACUGCCCCUCCUCCCAAAAAUCAUCUGAUCACUGAAGAAGCGAUUCUUAAGCGCGUCAGGGUCACCCAGGACACUGAUCCAGACCGUGAAUCUGAAGACGAUGGAGACGAUGAUUACACGCCUGAGCAAAUGCUGGCCUUCCAAGCCAAACGUGUCCAAAACUCGACGAAGAUACGCAAGUAUUACAAGGGAGACUGGGAAGUAGAGAAUAAGCGGCUGCAUUUUCUCAAGGACGAUGAAGAAGGCAUUCCCGAUGGGAAUCUAGUCGAGUUUCGUCUCGCUCGUGAGGCUCUUGCCGAUAUUAAGUGGUGCUUCUUAAUUGUGGAUGAAGCUCACAAUGCACGGCGUGUCAACGGCAUUCAACCGCCCCCAACAGGAGAUAUCGCUAUUGGUUAUAUCCAGGGUCUUUGGCAUGAGGACUACAAACCAGAUGGUAAAGCAAUUGAAUGGCAGGAUGGCGAUCGAACCGCUGCAAUAUUCUCUGAGGAAUUUACAACCGAGUACGCCUCAGAGGGUUGGGCACAAAUGGAGGAGUUUUGGAAGCGUACCGGGGUUAAAAUUUGGCAGUUGAACCCAGCGCUUCUGGGUCAGGCCGGACGUCAAUCAGAGUGGUCAAGUGUCUUUGGCCAGAAUGUUAUCUCUGUAGUUUUGAAGACAUUGUCCCUGCACCGGACCUUACACUCCCGCCUCAUUCUGCCCGGUGGUCAAGUCUGCUUUCCUGGUGCAGAGUUGUUGCCGAUGACGAUAAUCACCGAGGAGCUAAACUUUGACCGGUCGAUCCGUUUUCGCGUGCAGGAGCACGGGCGCAACUGUGCCUUGAAAACUUUCAUCGCUGGCCCUUCAAACACUCUAGACAAUUUCUCACCCAGCCAGGGCGGCCUCUCCUCUCACAACUCGCAAGAGGGGUCGCUCAACUUCAGCGCCUACAGAGAAGGAAUCCUCGUAGCCUAUGACUGGAGGAAUAUGCAGAUAUUGUACUCGAAUGUUGAAAAGAUUUUUGGAAACGACCCCGACGGAGUUCUCGCGACACUGCGCAAACUACGAGACGGAAAUGUCAUGACCAACAGCCAGAAGCAAAGACUGCAGCGACGCGCUGCGAAGGACACCAUGCCAACGGUGGGAGUAGAACAUGUUCAGAAAUUGCUCUCGCAUGAUAAUAAUCAGGGGCUGGACUAUUUCUUUACACGGACAUGCCCAGAUCCAUAUGUCCUCCCCUUGACGGAUCGUGCCGCGUGGGUACACUGGCUGGCCGGCACAAACCCAAUGCUUGCAAGAAUUUUUGAGCUUUGCUAUCGUUACGUACAUGAGAAGAAGGAACGCGUGCUGGUCUAUGUCGAUACCCCUUGGAUCCAGCAAAUGGUAUAUGCAGCACUCUUGAUGGCUGGCUACAAGACACUCACAGUUCGUUCCGCCGACAAACCUGCGGCUAAAGUCGAAGCUGUACAGAAGUUUUCGGAUCCACGCUCAGGCGCACAAGUGUUCGUCGCCAACAUAAAUAUCAUGUCAACAGGUGUAAAUCUGCAUCACGCUUGUUGUUAUGGCAUCCUGGCCACCUUCCAUUUCAACGCCAAAACGAUCCAGCAAGUCCAUGGACGGCUUAACCGCCUAGGUCAAAAAAAGGCUGUUAUUUGGCAUAACCUCAAAGUAAAAGAUUCUUUUCAUGAUCACCAGGAGCGCAUGCUCCUCACGAAAUGGUCUCGUCAAUUGUCUGCCGAAUCCAACCUCCCACAGUGGAUGAAUGGCGCAUUGCGCGAGGUUAUGCUCUUUGAGCUAAUGCGCGCGCACUGGAAUCAGCCAUUCAACCGUUAUAGCUGGGUCAUUAUCGCCGAAAGGGAUGGCAAAUCAAUGGAUUACUACAGCGAGGAAGCCAUCAAAUUGGGCUAUUGCUGCUCGCUCUUGGCUAAGCUUGUCUUGUUCGACAAGAAGGAGGACUACUGGAGUGAAAAUGAUGAUUUUAUCGCUAUAGCUCUGCUCGAACUUGCUGGCAGCCAAGAGCUGGAACAGCUUGAACAAUGGCUCAAACUUGACGACCAGGCUCUUCGAGUGGCAUUGGAGAUGCGACUCACAAAGCUCAUUCACGUGGCCAAGACAAACGAGGCAAACAAGGAGCAAAUUGAGCGUUUCAGGGACGGCGUGAAGGAGAGGCAAGCGCGCGAACCCAUUCAGAUCAUCGACGAAGACGGCUCGGACAGUGAAGAUCCGGUAGAGGAUGAAGACGCUGAACUUGACAACGAGAAAGAGCCCGAGACUGCUACUGACGAGGAACCCAAUGGUCCUGCUGGCAAAGAUGUGGAAGAUGGCGCAAGGGAGUUGGACAAUCAGGAAGGAAGGGUGGAUAUCAACACACCACCAAGCAAUCAGGAAGUUGGAGAGUAG
Molecule: messenger RNA, 2769 nt
Organism: Trichoderma breve
Lineage: Eukaryota; Fungi; Ascomycota; Sordariomycetes; Hypocreales; Hypocreaceae
Exons: 4
Coding region: 1-2769 (922 amino acids)
Source: RefSeq, a predicted model, not a curated record